AUGGCUAAUGGCACGGAUCUCCUGAGCCAAUAUUCCAUCACUAACAGCAAGAUCGGAGAGAUAGUGAGAAUGACCGCUCUAGUCGUCAUGUUGGUGACCUUCUGCAUCUUUCUGUAUUUUGCUCUUCUUCUAUUAAGUGUUGUCUUCACCACCCCUCAUGUCCGGGAACAAUCCCGCUAUAUUCUCUUUACCCACAUGAUCAUUAACGACACGGUGAGUCUGUGCAUUUCCAUAUUCCAGUUUAUUGCCGCCAUGUACAGUAUUCCCAUCCCUACUGUCCUCUGCUGGAUCAUGAUCAUCUUCUCCAAAGUUUCCUUCUUAGUUACUCCAAACAACUUGGCAGUCAUGUCCCUAGAGCGAUAUGUGGCCAUUUGUCACCCACUGCGACACGCUGAGCUUUGCACCUGCCAGAGAACCAAUGCCGCCAUAUUGGUUCUGUGGGUGAUUGGACUAAUUCCUGUUACACUUGAGUUCAUCAUCAUGGGUUAUUUAAUUGGGAAGAGCGUCUUGUCUAUUAAUGCGAUUUGCUACUGGAUAACUCCAGAAGUCAACAGGGUGCAGACUAUUAUAAGGAUGAUUACCGAUUCCAUCAGCUUCACCUCGGUGGGACUCAUUCUAUUCUACACCUACAUCAGGGUGCUGUUAGUUGCUCGGAAAAUGGUUUCAGGUAAAUCGAAAGCGUCGAAAGCUGGAAAAACAGUGUUAUUCCAUGGCUUCCAGUUGCUGCUGUGCAUGUCCUCCUUCACCAACACCAUCACGGAGACCUACCUCAUUGCUUAUUUUGCUUUCGUGCGUAUAACCAACUUCCUGGUGUUCAUUUUCCUGCCAAAAAUCAUCAGUCCUCUGGCGUAUGGGAUGAGAGAGGAAGUAUUCAGCCAAUAUGUGAAAAAGAGGCUUUGUACGACUCGGAUGCGACUGCUAUUCAAAAAAAGAAAGUUUUUUUCAUGAAUAUGAUCAGUUGAAGUUACUGGGCCCCAAAGCUGACUCUCAGGGUCUCAUAACCCUGGGACAAUGACUUUAUCAGA
Molecule: messenger RNA, 1025 nt
Organism: Xenopus laevis (African clawed frog)
Lineage: Eukaryota; Metazoa; Chordata; Amphibia; Anura; Pipidae
Product: odorant receptor 131-2
Exons: 1
Coding region: 1-948 (315 amino acids)
Source: RefSeq, a predicted model, not a curated record